Messenger RNA from Ostrinia nubilalis (European corn borer), 3053 nucleotides. RefSeq lists its product as uncharacterized. The transcript has 2 exons. The record is from RefSeq and is a predicted model, not a curated record. Bases 393 to 1283 code for a protein of 296 amino acids. NCBI's taxonomy places the organism in Eukaryota, Metazoa, Arthropoda, Insecta, Lepidoptera, Crambidae.
CUGUCAUUAGUGUCAUUUUGGUGGAAUAGAUUUUAGGUGGGGAGAAAUGAGCUUUUUUAUUUGUAAUUAAAUUUUUAUGCACAAAAUUAACUAUGAUGAGUGUUAGUGAGCUUCGAUAUGGCUAUACUGGCUUACAAAUAAUUUAAAAAUAAUAGCAACGUGUUUUCUAAUGAGUAAUAGUUGUUCAUUGGUGCGUUUAAUUGGAAACUAGGAAUCUUCUAAAAUUGGUGCACGAUGUAGAGCCUGGAUGUUUUUCAUGAAAGGGUGUCUGCAUUUUCACUGUAUUUUACCAAGGACAUGUACAUAAUAAAUCGUCGCCACUCAAGCCAUUCGUCGAUUUCUGCGGGCUACGAAUCAUGCUCUUCUAUUGGCGAUGAAUACUUGACCGCACUAUGGAGCACCGUGAUGGAUGGGGUCCCGGAGAGUUGGGUGCGCCCGAGAAUGCUACCGAAAAUGCUCAGGCUGCGGACCGUGAUCGAGUGCGCAUCGAAUUCUAUGCCACUUACGACGUCAUGACGGGCGUUCGUAUAGCCGCCACGCUCGGCGGCUUCUUCGCCUUAAUGGUAUUUCUGAUCGUCUACAAGAGCCGGAGUAAAUCCGUCAAGGCCCUGAACGAUCCCAAGUUAGUAGAACUGGCCGAGGCCGUCGUUGCUGAAGAGCAGGCCGUCGAAGAAGAACGGCAGUUGACGGCGGCUUUAGAAGAGGCCCUGUCGGAGCGCAUGCGAUCGCGGCCGUCCAUCACCGAGGAGCCGCCCUGGCCGCGGACCGCCCGAUUCGCGUCCUACGGCGGAGGCUACGGUAGCCUGUUAGCACCGCCGCGCCGCCUGUCGACUCUCCGCGGUGAUUCGUUACCAGGCUCCGCGCUACGGUUUGCAGAGAGGCGGGCUUCCAGCGGAACGAGGGACCGUCGUCUCAGUUCCGCCACGUGCUCGAGUUCCGGAAGUUCCUAUCUAGAGCGCCGUGGCUCUUCAGUGGUCUGUGCGUUACCCGAGCGCCGAUUGUCGCCAUGUCCCAGUGAGAGACUCGCCCCUCUGGCGUCUGUGGGCAGUGUUGGUCCGUCGUACGCAGUAGAAUGUGAGCUAGCGUCAGUGGGCGCGGACUCAGUGUUCGCCGAAGACGAGGUGGACUCCACCGAUGACGAGGUGGAGCAGUUCUCGACCGACAGCGGUGGCGGCGACGUGACGACGGUCGGCGACUGCACGGAGCUGACGAGCCGGCCGACGCCCACGCCGCUGCCGCUCCGGUUAGAUCGUGCUUCUCAUUCGCGAGAAACGUUGUUCUAGUCGCCGACGGAUCCCGUCGGCUGUUAAUGUUACUCACACAUUAAAAUAUCGACUUUUUAUACAUUCACUUAUCGUCAGCAUCCAACAUAUCACAUGAACUUUACAAAUUGACAUAUCAUUUAAUUCAAUAUCUCAAUUUUAACCGACUUCCACUACAUACAUAUUUAAUGUCCACAUCUGCAUUUAUUCUAUGCUCAUUUUGCGAAUACCUAAUAUAAAUAAGUUUAAAAACUAAUGAUUAAUAAUUUAUCAAUAUUUUUAAAUAUUAUUUAAUACCUACUUCAUAUUAAAUAGUCGAUAUUUUAAUAUGUAUUAUUUAUAUGAAUAGUGUGUAAAUAGUUUGUUUUUGUUAUUAAUUGAUGUUUCGCAAUGUUGAUGUUUUCAGACCAUGGUAAAGUUAUGAAUUGAAUGUAACAUCUUAUUCCUCGUAGCUUCUUCAAAUAUUAAUUUCGCUGACAGAAACAUGUACCAAAGCAUUUAUUCGAGUCACUAAAAUCAACUGGCAUCAUUCACCGGUUAGUGUUCUUUGUAAAAGAUUUAGAUAAACUUAAGAUCUGCCGAAUUAGUCUUUUAUAGGCACAUUUAACGCUAUAGUAUUGUACUUAAAUUACUGAUAAUAUGCAAGUUGAUAGUUUUCGACGAAUUUUUAUCUUCUGAUAUCAGUCAUUCUGCUUUUCAGGGUUCCGUACCUCAGAAGGAAUCCUUAAAGUAUCACUUCCAUGUUCGUCUGUCAACAUCUCAGGAACGCGUAGUGGUAUCGAUAUGAAAUUUUAAUACUUAGAUGUACAGUCCCUUGAAGCUGUAAAAACCAAGCUUCUCUAACUCCACCAUCGAAAAAUAAGGCCGUCUAUGCAGUAUAUUUUAGAAACUUCCUAUAUCAAAACCUAGCUGUACUUUCUGCUAUCCUGGAAUCACUGAAAUAAGCACAAGUAUAGGAAAAUCCCAAACUUUUAAUUUAAUUUUGUAGUUGUAGUAUAAUUUUUGUGCCAUUACAAACUUGCAUUUACAGUUAAUAAUAUGGGAUACAGUUAAAGGUACUUAUCUUUCAACUGCAAAAUAAGUUUUUUUAGAUCUGACAGUUGUUAGUAAUAUUCGAUGUUAAAAUAUGGUCUUAAAAAGUUAAGGCAAUGGGAAAGUGAUGUAGAAGAUGAAAAUUGGGAGAACAGAGAUGUAAUUGUAGGGAUUAAAAGUGAGGGUACGGAACCCUCAUUGCGCGAGACUUCGACUCGCUUUUGACCGGUUUUUUAGAAAUCUGUACCUACCGGACUAACAGGCAACCCCACUGAAAGUGCGGCUGACAGACUCUUGCCAACUAACUCAACAUGGUGUUUGUAAAAUGUAGAUAGAACUACUAACUUGUUAGGGUAGAUAGUCGUCAGUGCAAAGUCAAUUUGAUGAUGUAUAAAUGUAUUAGUGUUUUUAACUACCCUUAACUUAAGAAGGGCAUUAAGACCAAUACGUCCUUUGAACAAUAAAUGAUAAAAGUUGGAUGCGGCCUAAAGACUUAAGUGUUGCUCGUACCAAUAUCAUUUUCUAAGGAAACUGCCACUGUUCUUGUUUUAUGGACACCAGAAUUUUAUUGAUUCUCGUGACCGACUCCGCCACAGCCAUACGCGGGCCCAGUAGAUUGACUCACGCAGUCGAUUUUAUUACGAUUUAGAUUUACGUGUUAGUUUAUGUAAUGUUCGUUGCUCGAAUUAAAAAGAGCUCAUGUAGUCUGUAAAAUGUUGAAAUGUAUGUAAAAAAAAUGUAAAUACAAAAUGAAAAUCA